UCUGCUCUUCCUUCUCUCUUCGUUCCACCUCAUCAUCGUUUACCCUCGAUAAACGUUUAACGAGUGGUUUAACUUGGCAAACAUACAACAUCGAUCGCCAGGCUGUUCGAAAGAAGACAAUGGUUGGGUGCGAUUAAAUGAUCGAAACGAUCGCGAAAUUCGUCGUGGAACGUGAAAUCGGUCGAGUUGAAAACAAUUCGAGUAACCGGGACGAGAUUUUAACGAAGCGACAAAAUUAUUUAUCGCGACAACUUCUCUCCAUCCUCUUCACAAAGGAAGAAAAAAACCUAGUGAACAGGCACCUGCGUGAAAACAUCGUGGCGAGUAUGGCGAAGUGGGACAGUUCGGAAUCCGAAUAUUCGGAGCCUGAGGAGUCAAAUGAGUUAGGGGCCAUCGUAAGCCCCGAGAUCUACGCGAUGGACACUGUGGACAGUGCGAGCAAGCGGCAAGCUACUCGUGUCUUCAAAAAAUCCAGCCUUAAUGGAAAGAUCACGGUAUACCUUGGGAAAAGAGAUUUCGUCGAUCACAUAACUCACGUCGAUCCUAUCGACGGGGUCGUGCUGAUCGACCCGGAUUAUGCGAAGGAUCGCAAGGUUUUCGGCCACGUGCUGGCCGCGUUCAAGUACGGGAGGGAGGAUCUCGACGUUCUCGGGCUGACCUUUCGAAAGGAUCUCUACUUGGCGGCCGAGCAAAUCUAUCCUGUGGUGGCUGGCGCCCAACAGAGGAAGCUGACGCGGUUGCAAGAGAAGCUGAUCAAGAAAUUGGGGAGCAACGCGUAUCCUUUCUAUUUCGAGUUACCGCCUCAUUGCCCUGCGUCGGUCACGCUGCAACCGGCGCCAGGCGACACUGGGAAACCGUGCGGCGUCGACUACGAAUUAAAAGCGUUCGUAGGUGAGACGCAGGACGACAAACCGCAGAAACGAAACUCGGUGCGGCUCGCGAUACGGAAGAUCAUGUACGCGCCGUCGAAGCAAGGCGAGCAGCCUUCCGUCGAGGUGAGCAAAGAAUUCGUCAUGUCGCCGAACAAGCUUCACCUGGAGGCGUCGUUGGACAAGGAGCUGUACCAUCACGGCGAGAACAUAGCUGUGAACGUGCACAUAGCGAACAACAGCAACAGGACGGUGAAAAAGAUCAAGGUGUCGGUGAGGCAAUUCGCGGACAUUUGCCUGUUCUCCACGGCGCAGUACAAGUGCACGGUGGCCGAGGCUGAGAGCGAUAUAGGGGUAUCGCCAGGAUUCACACUGAGCAAGGUCUUUUCUCUAAGGCCAACGCUUGCUGACAACAAAGACAAGCGAGGUCUUGCUCUAGACGGCCAACUUAAACACGAGGACACCAAUCUCGCAUCUAGCACAAUGGAGGGGUGCCCGGUGGGGCCAGGUUUCACGCUGAGCAAAGUGUUCUCUCUGAAACCGCUUCUCGCCGACAACAAAGAUAAAUGGGGGCUUGCCCUCGAUGGCCAGAUCAAAGACGAGGACACCAAUCUGGCGUCCAGCACCCUCGUGGUGGAUCCCUCGCAACGCGAGAAUCUCGGGAUAAUCGUCCAGUACAAAGUUAAAGUGAAGCUUUGCCUCGGAGCUUUAGGAGGCGAAUUAGUGGCGGAACUGCCGUUCAUCUUGAUGCAUCCGAAACCGGAAGAAGAGGAACCAGCGCCACCCACGGCGCGGCCCAGCCCGACGCAAAAGACGGAUAGCGAGAUACCGCUUGACACAAAUCUGAUUCAAUUGGACACGGAGGCUGACGGCGACGACGACAUCAUUUUCGAGGACUUUGCCCGUCUCAGGUUGAAGGGUGAGACGGAUGCCUGACUACGUGGAUCCAACUCGAUCGACCUGUUCGACGCAAGCAAACGUAAGAUCUUCCAGAACGGCGCGAGCCAGCUGAUCCUUUAAUUCGACGAUCAUUAUCACGCUUGGGAAAAUGAUUUGAGUAUCGGUGAUAAAAUGGAACGUCGAUUCUUCGCCGCAAGGAUCGAAGAUCUCAUUUUCGUCAUCGUUCGACGAUCGCUGGAACAACUAUCUCCUUUUCUUUCUGGAUGCUGGAUGAAAAAUCGUAUUGGUCAAAUUCAUCUAAUUAUCUAUAUUGUACACGGGACGACACCUAUGGAAUGGUACUAAUCAAUCAGAGAGUAACUAACGUGCAUCUCGUUCGACUCAUCAGGGGAGGAAAUGAAAGAACAUUUUGGAUCGAUCACGAUUAAAAUCACGCGGGGAAAAAAGUAUAACAAUGUUAUACUGUUUACGCUUUGACAACGUUUCGUUUAUGGCUGGAAACGAUUCGAAGAUUGAACGCAUCGUUGAAAAAGAUGUCGGAUAAAACGAUAUAUUUACCAGUAACGGGAUGGAGGAAUAAUACAUCUUUUACUUUGGAGAUGCGAUUUAACCAGCACACGUGUUUUUGUUAUUUUAAUCACAUGGCCAGUAUGCAGAAUUCGUUCUGUCAGUGUGCGUUUUUCGUGCAGAGAGUCCGAAAAAAAUGUUCUUGAGAAAAAGAGACUGGUCGAUUUCGCUGAAGAAAGGAUUAUUAUUCGUUUCGUUUUAUUAAACUAUUAUUGGUUUAAUAAGAAUCCUUUAAGUUGUUGAUAAUAAGUUACACGUUUUCCUCAUUGAAAUAUUAAAUUUGAAAAAGUUUUAUCAUAUCCUUCCUGUAUAAAUAUCUUUUUCGUUUCGUAUUGUGUGAAACUUUUAAUUUUGAGAUUUUGCGUUGAGUAACAGUUUGUGAGAAAUAACGAUAACCAUAAGCUUUUCUUUUCUUACAUCGUGUAUGUCUGUGCAAGAUCGGAAUGUGCAGCCUCUUAUCGUACAAACGAAUUUUUUGCAGUGAAAAAUUACGAUUAAUCGAUCGGACAGUACUAUUUCUUGACAAACGUUAAAAUUAUCUCGCUUCAUCGGAAGAUAUAUAGAUAGUUUUGACCGCAAACAUAAUCAUAAAUCAUCGUAAUUUCGAACAUCUCUCGAAAAUGAAUUCUCGUUUUAGCAUAUUGCUCGAAUCGUGUGACUGCGAAUCUUUUAAGCGUACCACAGUUUAUAAAAGAAUUGCACGAUAAUUGAAAAUUAAACAAUAUUCUAUGUGAGAUAAUGUGUUACGUUGAUCGCUAAAUGUGUCUUUGUAUUCGACGUUCAACACGCGAUCAGAAUGAGAUUCAACGAGAAUGUUUCUUUUCAAAGAAUUAAGUAUCGAAUAGUCGUCGUCGUUUUCGGAUUUCGUUUCCGAAAAGGCAAGAAAAAUUCAACGAAUUCUUAAACGUUACAUAUAUAUAUAUAUACAUAUUAUAUAUAUACAAAAAACAAAGAAUACAUUAUAUAUAGAUAAAUAUAUAUACACACGAAUACACAUAUUGUACACACCGAAUUAUGCAAACUUUGCGUCACACGCUUAACGAUAAAUCGAUCGAUGAUUAAAGGGAAAAAAAAGAAAAAAAAAAAAAAAAAGAAAAGAAAAGAAAAAAUAGAGAUAAAAAAAAUAAGAAAAGAGAAUUAUGUAAAAUUUCAGCAGUUUAGCUUUUACACGUUUAUACCGACAUCGAGAAAGUAUUGGGUUUUUUGCAACACGUUACUAAUCUUACGAUUUUUCUAUUCCUUUUUUAUGUAUCACAUUUUUUACCGAAUGAAACAUUCUAGUGCCAUCUUUGAAUACACAUUUUGGAUUAUAGAAAAUUCGUUUCUUUGCGAACAUAAUUGAAAUCGAUCCAAUUCGUUACUUGCAUCGUUUACCGAAGACUGUUUGCGAAAAUUGAAUCGAUCGUGUAACACUUUGAUGGAAAUAUCGAUUCGAAUUAGUUUUUUUCUACAUCCUUUUACGAAUUACGUUCACGAUGAAAACGGCAAAACGAGUCAUGGAAGAGAGUACAAUUAGUCACAUUAAUAUUUGGAUCUUGUUUUAUCUACGAAAUCUGUUAUUUUAUUAUUAUAUUGCUUAUUGCUUAUCGUAUAGAAAAUAGGCUAGUUAUUCUGUAAAUUUUUUUUAAAUAUUUUAUCUUGCGAUAUUUUUUUUUUUUCUACAAAGUUUGUAAUUCUUGUCUCGUAAUUUUUUCAUCAUCAUCUUUUUAAUACAAGAAUUUCUAGAAGUUGAAGCGUUUGAAUAUUAAUGCGACUAAUUGUACAUCGAAUAAUUCCAAGCGUAAAUUGAGAGAGAGGGAUCAUUCCAGGUGUAUGUGAUUAAACGGUAUGCCUUUAAGAGCGAGGUAUCGAGCAUUUUCUAAAUGGCAGAUCGUGAUCAAUGAUUGACUAUCGUAAUAGAUUAAUCCUUUGGAUUAAAUCUCGCCGAUCUGCGAUUUAGAAAACAUCUUAUAUAUGUGUUGUAUGUUAGCACGAUUUAAAAAAAAAAAAAAAAAAAAAAUUAAUGCGUCCGCUGUCAAUUAAUUAUUAUUUUAAAAUAUCAACAUCGAUGACAAUUUUACGAAGGGCACAGCGAGCGCGUUUAAUUAAAGAGGCAACUUCUGCGUAUCGACGUGCGUAAUUUUUCAAGUUAAUGUUAAUAAAUUCUGUAUCUUGAAGGGAGGAAAUAUCGAUGGUUUAAAAUCGAAGAGAACGAGAUUACGAACGAACAAAUUAUUAUUAUUCACAGACGUCCAUGAGAUGAAAAGAAGAGAGGGGGAGGAAAGGGAGGGAAAUUUUUGUAUAAGACAAUCCUUCAUUAAUAUGCUCAAUGGAGGAUCGACCGCCAUUUUUCCGCUGUAAUAACGAAUAACAAAAGUCAAUUGUACAACAAACGAACGAAGUUGCAAAACCGAACUCGACGAUUCUCUUCGAUUUUAAACGACAAGUUUUCGAUUUUUUGGGCCAGGGCAACGUUGAUCGUGCUGUUGGCCGUUUAAAUCGUUGCACAUGUAUAUAUUACAUAUAUAUUACAUAUACGCAGAAGGAGUUCAGGAGAGGAAUAGUAUUUUUUAUCAAUUUAGCAUUUACAGAGUGUAUUUAGGAGAGAUUAUCGAUUACAUAUAUAUAUAUAUAUAUAUACACCAAAGCAUCUCUCUCACUUCAAUGUUUUCGUAAGCAAGGAAGCUUUCAAGGGAGAAUGGAGGAACAAGACGAACAUAAUUAUUAUUCUAUAGUUAUUAAUCGAGCGAAACAAUUGCAUAAGUUACUGUAAAUGUCGAGUUAAUGUUUAAACUAUUUAGAUAAGUGGAAGAAACGUAAGUUUGAGGUCUUUGCGUUUCUUAAUCGUGAUUAUUUUUUUUUUUUUUUUUUUUUUUUUUUUUUUUUUUU
Molecule: messenger RNA, 5204 nt
Organism: Apis laboriosa (Himalayan honeybee)
Lineage: Eukaryota; Metazoa; Arthropoda; Insecta; Hymenoptera; Apidae
Gene: krz
Product: arrestin red cell-like
Exons: 9
Coding region: 138-1805 (555 amino acids)
Biological process (GO): G protein-coupled receptor internalization; signal transduction
Cellular component (GO): cytoplasm
Molecular function (GO): G protein-coupled receptor binding
Source: RefSeq, a predicted model, not a curated record